Messenger RNA from Chelonia mydas (Green sea turtle), 2559 nucleotides. RefSeq lists its product as uncharacterized. Lineage: Eukaryota; Metazoa; Chordata; Testudines; Cheloniidae. The record is from RefSeq and is a predicted model, not a curated record. The transcript has 2 exons. The coding region runs from base 1 to 1470 and encodes 489 amino acids.
AUGACCUCCCUCGAAGAGGGAGAGGUAUACCAACAUCUGGGCACACCCACAGGAGUCCGCGUCCGACAGACCCCCGAAGACACCAUUGUGGAGAUCCUGCGGUAUGCAGCCCAAACCGACUCCUCCCUGCUCGCCCCCUGGCAAAAGAUCAAUGCCCUCAAUACCUUCCUGAUCCCCCGCAUCUCCUUUGUCCUCAGGGGAUCGUCCGUAGCCAAGGUGCACCUGAACAAGGCCGAUAGCACCAUCAGGCAGCUGGUGAGGAAAUGGCUCGACCUUCCCCAGAGGGCCAGCACCGACAUCUUCUACAACUGCCACAGACAGGGCGGAGCCAACGUGCCUCGGAUGGGUGACCUGUGCGAUGUGGCGGUGAUCACUCACACUUUCCGCCUCCUGACAUGCCCGGACCCGACAGUGAGGAGCAUCGUGGAGGAAGCCAUACGGGACGUGGUCAGGAAAUGCACCAGCAGGGCCCCCUCUGAGCAGGAUAUCGACACUUACCUCAGCGGCUUCCUGGAAGCUGAGUUCGGGAGAAAGGGGGGAGACCUGUCCUCUCUCUGGUCCCGCACCUGCAAUGCCUCGAGACGUCUAGGAAAGAGGAUUAGCUGCCGGUGGAAGUGGUGCAAGGAGCACCAGGAGUUGGGAAUACUGGUGCGGUGCAUAAAGACCCUGGAGCACACUAUCGUCACCCCGACCGCCAGAACGCUGCUGGAAAGGACCCUGAAAGACGCCAUCCGCUGCCACUACGCCGAGAAACUCAAGCGGAAGCCGGACCAGGACAAGGUGUUUCAGGUGUCCAGCAAGUGGGACGCCAGCAACCACUUCCUCUCUGGGGGCAAAUUCACUAGGUUCGCUGACUGGUGGUUCAUCCACCGGGCCCGACUCAACUGCAUUCCCCUCAAUGGAGCCAUCUGCCAUGGCAACCGGGACAAGCGCUGCAGGAAGUGUGGCUACGCCAAAGAGACCCUGCCUCACGUCCUGUGUGGAUGCAAGCACCACUCCGGAGUCUGGUGCCACCGCCACAAUGCCAUCCAGAACCGGCUGGUGAAAGCCAUCCCGCCAUCCCUGGGGAAGAUCACCAUCAACUCUGCCAUCCCCGGGACAGACAGCCAACUGCGACCCAACAUCAUUGUGACCAACGCAGAAAAGAAAAGGGUCCUCAUGGUAGACAUCACGGUGCCAUUUGAAAACAGGUCACCAGCCUUCCACGAGGCCCGAGCAUGGAAGGUCUUGACGUACACCCCGCUGGCCAACACCCUGAGAGCUCAGGGCUACAAGGUCCAGAUCCAUGCCGUGGUCGUGGGAGCCCUGAGCGCAUGGGACCCCCACAAUGAGCCGGUACUGAGAACGUGCGGAGUCGGUCGACGCUACGCCCGGCUCAUGAGACAGCUCAUGGUGUCCGACACCAUCAGGUGGUCCAGAGACAUCUACACAGAACACAUCACGGGACACCACCAGUACCAGGUCGAGUAACCGAGAACGCACCCAGGGAAAUAACCCACCUCCUCCCUUCCCUGAUGAACCGAAGGACACACCCACCCAUGUACUUAUUGUCUACACCACUAUUGACUUGGACUCUUAAUACAUUCCAUGGGUGAUCUACCCGAGUCCAUUUAGCCACUGACACUUUUGUUGUCAGACGCUACCAGUGUGGUGCUCUGCUCGUGUUCGGUGAUGGUAACAGUCGGCUGCGUGUGUGUUCCCUUUGUGUGCUGCCCCAGCUCUGGGCAGAUAGCUAACACAGCAGACCCCGAGAGAACCCCCAAAAACCACAGACUCUAGUAAGGGAACAGCCUCACCGAAAUGAAGCCUCAAAAAAUUGGGUAGAAACUCAUAAAUGUUUCUCUCCACGGAAAUCUUUAGUAAAAGGCGAAAGAUUUAUAAGAGCUGAAGAGAAACCAGAGUAUCCAGGAUACUCUGCAGAGGUGCUGCCGGGGCAACCACAAAUAUAGAAAACAGUGUGGGAAAAUACCAGUAGUUGCAAGCGACUUUUCUGGGUUACAUCAUUUAGAACAACCAUACUCAUUACUAUGAGUGCUCUCUUUGUUAUCAUGAAAUGUAAACACAGAAAAUCUGCAGAUCAAGGUAGAGAGUGUGCAUAAAAAGAACCACGACUGGGGACUGGUUAAUGUCCUGAAUCCUUAAUCUGAAAAUGAAGGGACGCAGGAAAGAAUAGACAACACUUGAUGAAAAACGUCAGAAAAACGUUUAAUAAAAGAACACCUUACAAACAUUGUCUGGGUAAGCAAGCAGGAGCCAAAAAAAAAAUCGUACAGCGUAUCUAACAGCAGUGUUAGCAAAGAAAAAAACCUCUUAACUUCCCAGCAGUGCUCCUGAAAGUUUAAAAGUGUUAGCACAUUCACCAACUGCAAUGAGAAAAGACAUAGAACUCGCCAGAGCAGCCCAAAAAUAUUACGCUGUGUCUAACAGCAGUCUUAACAAACUAAGCCCUGGUCUACACUAGGACUUUAGGUCGAAUUUAGCAGCGUUAAAUCGAUGUAAACCCGUACCUGUCCACACGAUGAAGCCAUUUAUUUCGACUUAAAGGGCUCUUAAAAUCGA